GUGAGAAGGUUGAGAAGGAAGUGGAGGACUCUCAGAAGGCCUGGUGUUACGUGGCUCGCAAGAUUUCUGAAUCCUGUGACCACUGAAAGAGAAGAAAAACAAGAGAGGGAUGAUGAAGAAGAAAGUGAAGGUUCCGGAGGAAGCGACAGUCAACAAGGCACAAAAUUGAGACGUCUUGCAGCUUCUACAGAACCAAUAUUAUCUUUACUAGUCCCCUUGGCUGGUGUAGUUGUUAAACAAGUGAGUCCUAGCUAG
This is a messenger RNA of Haemonchus placei, 255 nucleotides long. The record is from the annotation of a GenBank genome assembly. Lineage: Eukaryota; Metazoa; Nematoda; Chromadorea; Rhabditida; Trichostrongylidae.